Messenger RNA from Phymastichus coffea, 1415 nucleotides. Its product is annotated as ankyrin repeat domain-containing protein 49-like. The transcript is spliced from 3 exons. Bases 68 to 709 code for a protein of 213 amino acids. The record is from RefSeq and is a predicted model, not a curated record. Gene Ontology annotation, molecular function: protein binding. NCBI's taxonomy places the organism in Eukaryota, Metazoa, Arthropoda, Insecta, Hymenoptera, Eulophidae.
AAACACGCCGCUAGACGUUCGUCAAAAACUAUUUCGUCAGAUUAAAAGUAUUGUGUGAAUUGUCAAAAUGUCAUCAGACGAAGAAAACGAUGACUUAAUGGAUUUGGAGAAAAUACGAGAUGAAAUACUCAGUACACCAAAGACUGAUCGAAUGCAAGUCAGUGCUUGGGAAGACGAUGAUGAUGGUGUCGAAGAAGAUAUGGACGCCGCAGAUCCUAUUCAUAAAGCAAUUCUAGAAGCAGCAGAGAAUGGCAGACUAGAUCAAGUGAAAAAGUAUUUCUCAAUGGAUCCUGCAUUAAUCAACUGCGUUGAUAAUGAUGGGUAUACUCCACUUCACAGAGCUUGCUAUGGCAAUCAUCCAGAAAUAGUAAAGUUCUUGUUGGAAAAUGGGGCAAAGAUUGAUGCAAAAACUCAAGAUGACUGGCAACCGCUUCACUCAGCUUGUUGUUGGAACAAUGUGGACUGCGCUGCAGUUUUAAUUGACCAUGGUGCAGAUGUGAAUGCUAGAAGCAAGGGUGAACAGACACCACUGCAUUUAGCAUCUGCAAGUUCUCAGAAUUCACCAUGUCUGCAGCUGUUUUUGUUACAUCCAGAUGUGAAUCCAAAUAUCAAAAACUCCAGUGGUGAUACAGCCUAUGAUAUUGCCAAGAGAAAUGGAAAAUAUUACCCUCUUUUUGAAAUAACAGAACAAUGUUUAAAUGACAUUUAAGUUGAUUUGUAGUUAUAAGUUUUUUUUAUUUGCCAAUCGUAAUUUAUGAUAAGUUGAAUGUAUACAGAUUUUUUUAAUUCGCCAUCACUUUCCAGAUUUUAUACAUUUUUCAGCUUCAAACGUCUUAUACUAAAUAUAUUUGUUAAUAAAAUGGAGACCAGAGUACUAAACUUGAAUAAAUAUAAUUUAUUACACUAUAUUAUUUAGUACAGUUUACAAUGCAAAUGUAUUUACAAAAAAUUACUAAACUUGUUGAAUGUAUCAUAAAAUAUAAAAAUGUACAACUGCCAAGUGGAGUUUCAUAAAAACAAUAAUGAUGAGUAUAAAUUAUAAAAACGAAUAAAAAUAAUACUUUAGUAAUCCAUUUUGUAAGCGUAUAAAAUACAUCUCGAUAUACGUUAAAAUGUAUUGUAUAAUAAUCAUAAGUCUUUUUCUUACAAUCACUACAUUUAAAAGAAAUUUUGGUAAUUUGAUCAUUGGACUUCUUUUUUCUACAGAAAACAUUUACAAUGCUAAUGUUAUCUUACAAUUUUUUCAUAUAUGAAUGCUUUUGGUCAUGUUUUUUAUGAAAAUAUAUUCUAAAUGUUCAACUCAAAAAUCAUAUAAACUUCUUUUUUUUUUUUAAAUAAUGACCUCUUGAGAUUGGAAGCAUCAAUAAUAAUUUCAUAUAUCUGAAAUAUUCAGCAUUUCAUUCUUUCUUUUGUUC